GGUCCACUGAUAUCACGUGUCACUGUUCCUUGGCGCACGCUGAUUCUUUACAGCGACAAAUCAGUGAAGGCACAUCUUAUCGCUGCGUUGACCAACUGGAGCAGCAUUCAUCUGCCACAUAUAGACCAACGCUGCCAAACUGAAGAACCACUUUGUAGCCAUUAUGCCUCCUCCUAUGCGUCAUCGCUCCAUGCGCAUCUUUGUGAACGACGAUCGCCAUGUGAUGGCCAAACACUCUGCCAUCUAUCCCACCCAGGAGGAGCUGGAGGGGGUGCAGAACAUGGUGUCCCACACCGAACGUGCCCUCAAGGCUGUCUCUGAUUGGUUGGACGAGCAGGAGAAAGGAAAUGCCAAAGUGAAUGCCUUGGAGUCUGAUGAAGAUGGCGAGAAAGAGACUGAACCAAAGUCAAUGGAGCAGCCCUCACGUUCUUUGCGUGGAGUCAUGCGUGUGGGGCUGGUAGCUAAAGGCAUCCUGCUGAAGGGAGAUCUUGAUCUGGAGCUUGUGCUGUUGUGCAAAGACAAACCCACCAUCACCCUGUUAAAGAAAGUUUCAGAGAACCUCGCUGUGCAGCUUAAGCUCAUCACAGAUGAAAAAUAUGACGUUAAACCGUGCGUCCGUGAUGCCACCAUUGUCAUCAAGAACUCCAAGGAGCCACCGCUGACCCUCACCCUUAACCUGACGUCACCUCUCGUGAGGGAGGAGGCUGAGAAGCAGGCCGCCGGAGAAACGCUAUCAGUCAACGAUCCCCCGGAUGUACUGGACAGGCAGAAAUGCCUGACUGCCUUGGCGUCCCUCCGCCACGCCAAGUGGUUCCAGGCCAGGGCUAAUGGACUACGCUCCUGUGUGAUUGUCAUCCGUAUCCUGAGGGACCUCUGUGCGCGUGUUCCUACCUGGGCCCCUCUGCGAGGAUGGCCCUUAGAGCUGCUGUGCGAGAAGGCGAUUGGCACUGGGAAUCGGCCAAUGGGAGCAGGAGAAGCUCUCCGUAGAGUUCUCGAGUGUCUCGCAUCUGGAAUCCUAAUGGCUGAUGGUUCAGGCAUUUGUGACCCUUGCGAAAAGGAGCCAACGGAUGCCAUCAGUCACAUGGAUCGCCAGCAGCGGGAGGACAUCACCCAGAGUGCUCAGCACGCCUUAAGGCUUUCAGCUUUUGGACAGCUGCACAAAGUACUCGGCAUGGACCCGCUUCCUUCAAAAGUGCCCCGAAAACCAAGGAGUGAGACACCUAUUGACUACACAGUUCAAAUCCCACCCAGCACAACCUACAUGCCGCCAAUGAAACGCCCCAUAGAGGACGAGGAGGCUACUGAUGAGAAGAAUCCAAACAAGAAGAAGAAGAAAUUGCAAAAGAAAUCUCCAGAGGAGAAGGCAGAGCCGCCACAGGCCAUGAAUGCCCUGAUGCGUCUGAACCAGCUGAAGCCGGGUCUGCAGUACAAACUCAUUUCUCAGACUGGGCCCGUUCAUGUGCCGGUGUUUACUAUGGCCGUAGAGGUGGACGGAAAGAACUUUGAAGCUUCUGGUCCCUCAAAACGCACUGCCAAACUACACGUAGCUGUCAAAGUCUUGCAGGAUAUGGGUCUGCCAACAGGAUUGGAGCAAAAGGUAGCUGAACUAGUGAAACAGGAGGAGCCGAUGACCACACAGGAGACUUUGCCCACUGUGACCCAAAUGGAGCCAGAACCAGCACCAACCACAGACAGCCCCACUGACGAGGUACCAAAGAUUUUUACCAACAUGUAUCCAAAUAGUUGCUUUGAACAUAAAUAUUCUUAUCUAUUUCCUUGUCCCCUUUUAGGUGGAUAUGGAACGUAUGGAUAUGGCGGCAAUAACAACUCUGGCUACAAUUUCUAUAAUAACGGAGGGUCUAAUGAUGGACCGGUGGCCUCAGGUCCUGGAUCAUCAGGUCCAGGCACAAACCUGUCUUCUGGAGGUGCUGCAGGGGCGGGUGGUUUCGGCUCGUAUUACCAGAGUGAUGGCAGCUACUCGUCCCCCACUGGAACCCCAAAACCGGCCGGUAAUAAGCCGCCCAUGCACCAAAACACCAAGCCUCAAGGAUCCGGAGUGGGCCAAGGGGGUUCCUUCGGUCAGUACGGCCAGGGCUUCGGACAGAAGAAGAACUUCGGCCAGGCUCAAGGUGGUGGUGGAGGAGGAGGUGGAAACUUCAACUACAGCACUGCUUAUCCCUCACAAGUGACCGGAGGACAGGACUACAGCUAUGAAGGUUACAGCAACCAGUCAAACUACAGCUCACAGGGCGGAGCCAACCAGAAUUUCAGCAGUAGCUCCGCCUCCUACAACACUGGACCAGCAGGGUACGGCCGGGGUGAUCCCAGUAUGAACUACCAGUAUCGAUAAACCUGCCUCCCUGUGUGCAGUCCUGCCUCAUCAUUUCCAAACAAGGAGCAUCAUCCGUUCUGAUUCUGUCGUUCUCAAUUUUUGGUUUCUAUCACCAGCACCUGAGCUAAAGAAAAUAAUAGCAGUCUCUAAACUUUGUGCAAAAUAGUGUAUUUUCAUGUUUCUUUUGAAGUUUGUGUAUUUUUUAUUUUUUUUUAGUUCAAUUCUGUGAACUCCCCCAAACUACUGCCCUCAACGGGAGAAGUGAUAUAGACCCAAAGCGACGCAUGUGAGGACCUGAUAAUUUGUUAAUAUGCAGUGACAGGAUGCUCUGUCCUUGAGUGAUUUUAACCAUUCACACAUGCGUAAAAAUAUAAGAUGAAUCAGUCUCAAGCUGUAAAUCAUUAGUUUUAUGAUUUUUUUUCUUCCCUUUUUCUCUAUUUGACCAGCAACAUUUCAUGAUUUUGCCUGUAAUGGUAGGCUUUUCUUUUAAAUUAUGAAUGCACAUGUGACAUUGUUUUAAAUGGUUAUGUGAUAGUGAAAGUUGUGAUGUGUCAGGUCGUUGUAGCAUUUGGCUGUUUUGGGUGGGGGACCUUAAUUUUCCGGACAAUGUUUAAAGAAUGUGUGGUGUUUGUAAUAAAGGAUUUUAUUUUGGAGGA
Sinocyclocheilus rhinocerous is the source of this 2988-nucleotide messenger RNA. Its product is annotated as interleukin enhancer-binding factor 3 homolog. Gene Ontology annotation, molecular function: double-stranded RNA binding; single-stranded RNA binding. Gene Ontology annotation, cellular component: precatalytic spliceosome. The transcript has 16 exons. NCBI's taxonomy places the organism in Eukaryota, Metazoa, Chordata, Actinopteri, Cypriniformes, Cyprinidae. Bases 164 to 2350 code for a protein of 728 amino acids. The record is from RefSeq and is a predicted model, not a curated record.